Molecule: messenger RNA, 8097 nt
Organism: Sciurus carolinensis (gray squirrel)
Lineage: Eukaryota; Metazoa; Chordata; Mammalia; Rodentia; Sciuridae
Gene: Trpm6
Product: transient receptor potential cation channel subfamily M member 6
Exons: 39
Coding region: 275-6379 (2034 amino acids)
Biological process (GO): monoatomic cation transmembrane transport; protein tetramerization; protein phosphorylation
Cellular component (GO): apical plasma membrane
Molecular function (GO): ATP binding; monoatomic cation channel activity; protein serine/threonine kinase activity
Source: RefSeq, a predicted model, not a curated record
AUCGAACCCGGAGCAGGGCUUCGGCUCCGGGCGGUGGGGAAUACGCGAGAAGACUAAUCCCCGGAGGGAGUUCUCUCUGUGGGUCCGCUCCCGGCCAGUGGGAGAGGUAUCCAGAGGUGGCGGGAGCCGGAGCUGGGAGGCGAGAAGGCGCACCUCUCAGCGGCCAGACGCACGGAUCGCGGGAGGGGACCCGGGCGAGCCAGGGAUCGCCGCUCUCGGAGCGACAGAAGUGCCCAAGUCGCGGUCUGCGUCCUUGCGCGGGAGUCCUGGGGCGAUGAGAGUGCGCGUCAAGUCCCAGAAAUCCUGGAUCGAAGGAGUGUUUGAAAAGAGAGAAUGUAACAAAGUCAUACCCAGUUCAAAAGACCCUCACAGAUGUACUCCAGGCUGCCAAGUUUGCCAGAAUUUAAUCAGGUGUUGCUGUGGCCGAUUGAUCCAAGACCAUCAUGGGAUAGAUUAUGCCUGGACUUUCUCGGCUGUCAAGAGUAAUGAAAGUGAACAGUGGUCUGUUGAAAAGCAUACAAUGAAAAGCCCUACAGAUACCUUUGGCACUAUUAAUUUCCAAGAUGGAGAGCAUACCUACCACUCCAAGUAUAUUAGAACUUCUUAUGAUACCAAAUCGGAUCAUCUAUUAAAUUUAAUGUUGAAAGAGUGGAAGAUGGAAUUGCCCAAGCUUGUCAUCUCUGUCCAUGGGGGUCUCCAGAACUUUAAGAUGUCCUCUAAGCUUAAAGACAUCGUCAGCCAGGGUUUGGUCAAAGCUGCAGAGACAACAGGAGCAUGGAUAAUAACGGAAGGCAUCAACAUGGGUGUGUCCAAACAUGUUGGAGAUGCCCUAAAAGCCCAUUCCUCUAAGUCCUUGAGGAAAAUCUGGACAGUUGGAAUCCCUCCUUGGGGUGUCAUUGAGAACCAGAGAGAUCUCAUUGGAAAAGAUGUGGUGUGCAUGUACCAGACUCUGGGUAACCCCCUCAGCAAGCUCACCACACUCAACUGCAUGCACUCGCAUUUCAUCCUGUCUGAUGAUGGGACUGUAGGCAAGUAUGGAAAUGAAAUGAAGCUCAGGAGGAACCUGGAGAAGCACCUCUCUCUGCAGAAGAUACACAGCCGCUCAAGACAAGGCACACCUGUGGUGCGGCUGGUGGUGGAAGGAGGUCCGAACGUCAUCCUCAUGGUAUGGGAGACUGUCAGGGACAAAGAUCCAGUGGUGGUGUGUGAAGGUACAGGUAGAGCUGCCGACCUCCUGGCCUUUACCCACAAGCACUUAGCCGAUGAAGGGAUGCUGCGUCCUCAGGUGAAAGAGGAAAUCAUCUGCAUGAUUCAGAACACUUUCAACUUUAGUCUUAAACAGUCCAAGCACCUUUUUCACAUUUUAAUGGAGUGUAUGAUGCACAGGGAUUUUAUUACCAUAUUUGAUGCUGAUUCUGAAGAACAGCAAGACCUUGAUUUAGCAAUCCUAACAGCUUUGUUCAAGGGCACCAAUUUAUCAACAUUAGAACAAUUAAAUCUAGCAAUGACUUGGGACAGAAUGGACAUUGCUAAGAAACAUAUCCUAAUUUAUGGACAACAUUGGAAGCCUGGCACACUAGAACAAGCGAUGUUAGAUGCCUUAGUGAUGGAUCGGGUGGAUUUUGUGAAGCUUUUGAUAGAAAAUGGAGUGAACCUCCAUCGCUUUCUUACAAUCCCCCGACUGGAAGAGCUCUACAAUACGAAACAAGGACCAACUAAUAUGCUGUUGCAUCAUCUUGUCCAAGAUGUGAAACAGCACACCCUUCUUUCAGGCUACAGAAUAACUCUGAUUGACAUUGGAUUGGUGAUAGAAUACCUCAUUGGUGGAGCAUAUCGCAGCAGCUAUACUAGAAAAAGUUUCAGAGCCCUCUACAACAACCUCUACAGGAAACACAAGAGAACCACCAGUUUUGCUCAAAGCUUCUCCCAGCACCCUCUUCACCGAAGACGUUCCUUGGCAAAUAGAAGCGAGUCUGCAGAAAACACCUUGCAUUCGCAGUUCUUCAGAACUGCCCAGCCUUAUAAAUUCAAGGAAAAGUCUGGAGUCCCUCAUAAAUCAAGGAAGAAGUCAAAAGAAAGACAAAACCUAUCAGAUGACCCUGAGUCUACUGGCUUUACUUAUCCCUACAAUGACCUGCUGGUUUGGGCUGUGCUCAUGAAAAGGCAGAAGAUGGCCAUGUUUUUCUGGCAGCACGGAGAGGAAGCCACAGUUAAGGCAGUGAUUGCUUGUAUACUCUACCGAGCAAUGGCCCAUGAAGCUAAGGAGAGCAACAUGGUGGACGAUGCCUCAGAAGAGUUGAAAAAUUACUCAAAGCAGUUUGGCCAACUGGCCCUGGAUGUGCUGGAGAAGGCCUUCAAGCAGAACGAGCGAAUGGCCAUGAAGCUGCUGACCUAUGAACUCAAGAACUGGAGCAAUUCUACCUGCCUGAAACUGGCCGUGUCUGGAGGGCUGUGUCCCUUUGUUUCACAUUCCUGUACCCAAAUGCUGCUGACAGACAUGUGGAUGGGGCGCCUGAAAAUGAGGAAAAACUCUUGGCUGAAGAUCAUCAUAAGCAUUCUUUUACCACCCACCAUUUUGACGCUGGAAUUUAAAAGCAAAGCUGAGAUGUCGCAUGUUCCCCAGUCCCAGGACUUCCAGUUUACGUGGUAUUAUGGUGAACAGAACCCCAUCAGUAGCAAAGAAAGUGCUUGUAUGAAAGACUGUGAUUUGGAGAGGGGCCCUGAUGAGAAAGUGGAUGAAAAUCAGCACUUCGAUUUAACAAAUGGGCCCAGAAGCCUUCCUUGGACUAGGAAAGUCUAUGAGUUCUACAGCGCUCCCAUUGUGAAAUUUUGGUUUUACACGAUGGCAUAUCUGGCAUUCCUCAUGCUGUUCACUUACACUGUGUUGGUGGAGAUGCAGCCCCAACCCAGCGUGCAAGAGUGGCUUGUUAUCAUUUACAUCUUCACCAAUGCUAUUGAGAAAGUCAGGGAGAUCUGUAUUUCAGAACCUGGGAAGAUUACUCAAAAGGUGAAGGUAUGGAUUAAUGAGUACUGGAACUUAAUGGAAACUGUGGCCAUUGGCCUGUUUUCAGUUGGCUUUGGCCUUCGGUGGGGUAGCCCUCCUUUUCACACAGCGGGAAGACUAAUCUACUGCAUAGACAUCAUAUUCUGGUUCUCACGGCUCAUGGACUUCUUUGCUGUGAAUCAACAUGCAGGUCCAUAUGUGACCAUGAUUGCAAAAAUGGCAGCAAACAUGUUUUACAUUGUCAUCAUGAUGGCCAUCGUCUUGCUGAGCUUUGGAGUGGCGCGCAAAGCCAUCCUUUCACCAAAGGAGCCUCCGUCUUGGAGCCUUGCACGGGACGUUGUAUUUGAGCCAUACUGGAUGAUGUACGGAGAAGUCUACGCUUCAGAGAUAGAUGUUUGUUCAAGUCAGCCAUCCUGCCCUCCCGGUGCUUUUCUUACUCCGUUCCUGCAAGCUGUCUACCUCUUCGUGCAAUACAUCAUCAUGGUGAACCUGUUGAUUGCCUUCUUCAACAAUGUAUACGUAGAUAUGAAAUCCAUCUCAAAUAAGCUGUGGAAAUACAAUCGCUAUCGCUACAUCAUGACCUACCACGAGAAGCCCUGGCUGCCCCCUCCGUUCAUCCUGCUCAGCCACCUGGGCCUCCUCCUCCGCGGUCUGUGCUGUCAUCGAGCUCCACAUGACCAAGACGAGGGUGAUGUUGGAUUAAAACUCUACCUGAGUAAGGAGGAUCUGAAAAAACUUCAUGAUUUUGAAGAGCAGUGUGUGGAGAAAUAUUUCCAUGAGAAGAUGGAAGGACUGAACUGUAGCUUUGAGGAACGAAUCCGAGUGACAUCAGAAAGGGUUACAGAGAUGUACUUCCAACUGAAAGAAAUGAAUGAAAAGGUGUCUUUUAUAAAGGACUCCUUACUGUCUUUGGACAGCCAGGUGGGACACCUGCAGGACCUCUCUGCCCUGACUGUGGAUACUCUAAAGGUCCUUUCUGCCGUUGACACUUUGCAAGAGGAUGAGGCUCUCUUGACCAGCAGAAAGCAUGCCACUCGCAGAAAACUUCCCCACAGCUGGAACAAUGUCAUCUGUGCAGAGGUUUUGGGCAGCAUGGAGAUCUCUGGAGAGAAGAAGUACCAGUAUUAUAGCAUGCCCCCUUCCUUGCUGCGGAGCCUAGCUAGAAGUCAGCAACCCCCAAGAGGGCAGAGGGGGACCCUUUUUGAAAUUACAAACAGUCAGAGAGAGACCUCCAAUGUAAGGGAUGACCAGCAAGAGCAAGAAACAGAAAAAAGUAGAGCUGCUUCUGGGGUAUCCCCUAAUAGGCAAGCAUACUCCAAGUAUGGCCAAUUUCUCCUGGUCCCUUCUUAUCUAAAGCAACUUCCUUUUUCUGCAGAAGCUGUCUUGCCUCUGUCCAAACCAGCUGUGGAAACAGAUGCAGAUAUGCUGGCAACCGAACAGGUCCCUCAGAAUGAGGUCCCUGUUCAUCUGACUUGGCAGACCCCAGUUGUCUCAAACCAGGCAGCAGAGGCUGAACCCCAAGGACAGUUUGAGCCAGUUGCUCAGAUACCAGCCAGAGAAGACAAGGCCCAGCAAGUUCCAGCCACUCUGAGUUGCACAUCUGUACCCAUGGCAAUGGCCUCUCUCCCUUCCCAAGCCAAGAGCAUGCAAACGGGAGGUGGAUAUGUGAAUUGGGCAUUUUCAGAAGGUGAUGAAACGGGUGUGUUUAGCCUCAGGAAAAAAUGGCAAACCUACUUGCCUCCUGCUUGUACUAGUGACUCUGCUCAGAGUGAACAGCAUAGGAUCCAGAUUCGAGGCAGAUCCCUGUCUGAAAAUUCAACAAGAUGGGCCCAGAGCUCUGACUGCUCAGAGGUGGUGGGAUCAUGGUUGCAACCAAACACAUCCUUUUGGAUCAAUCCACUCCGCAGAGAUAGACCCUUCAGGAGUCAUAGUUUUAGAUUCCAUAAGGAGGAGAAACUGAUGAAGAUCUAUAAGAUUAAAAGUCAUUCACGAGCCUCAGAGAUAGGGUCAGCAUGGGCCAAAGCAAAGAUGUUAACCAAGGACAGGAGAUUGUCAAAGAAAAAGAAGAAAACUCAAGGACUGCAGGUGCCAGUCAUAACAGUCAAUGCCUGCUGUCAAAGUGAUCAAAUGGAUUCAGAACCAGGAGAAAAUAACAUCUCAGAAGAGGGGUGCAGCAAGAACUGGCUCACAGUGUCCAAGUUUAGCCAGAUAAGUCUAGAACCUUAUAUAUAUCAGAAAAUGAAAACUAAAGGAAUUGAGCAACGUGCUGUACAAGUCAGUGAUUACCUAAAGCAGUCUCAAGAGGAUCUGAACAAAAAUUCUUUGUGGACUUCCAGGAGCAUCAGCCUCACUCGGAGGCCCUUGUUGAGAAGUUCAAAUGGAACUGACAAGAUCUCAACCUCCUUAAAAAGCCCUCAAGAGCCUCACCAUCAUUAUUCAGCCAUUGAAAGGAAUAAUUUAAUGAGGCUGUCUCAGACCAUACCGUUUACACCCAUCCAACUGUUUGCGGGAGAAGAAGUCACCAUCUACAGGCUGGAGGAGAGCUCCCCUCUGAACCUUGAUAAGAGCAUGUCCUCUUGGUCCCAGCAUGGGAGAGCUGCCAUGAUCCAGGUGUUGUCCCAGGAGGAGCUGGACGGGGGUCUCCGCAAGGCCAUGCGAGUCAUCAGCACAUGGUCAGAGGAUGACGUUCUCAAACCGGGGCACGUUUUUGUUGUGAAGUCUUUUCUCCCUGAGGUGGUGCAGACGUGGCAUAAGAUCUUCCAGGAGAGUACAGUGCUUCAUCUUUGCCUCAGGGAAAUUCAACAACAAAGAGCUGCUCAGAAACUAAUCUAUACCUUCAACCAAGUGAAACCACAAACCAUUCCCUACACACCAAGGUUCCUAGAAGUUUUCUUAAUCUACUGCCACUCAGCCAACCAAUGGUUGACCAUCGAGAAGUACAUGACAGGGGAGUUCCGGAAGUACAACAACAACAAUGGAGAUGAAAUCGCCCCCAGCAACACCCUGGAGGAGCUCAUGUUGGCCUUCUCUCACUGGACGUAUGAGUAUACUCGGGGAGAGCUGCUGGUUUUAGAUCUGCAAGGUGUUGGAGAAAAUUUGACAGAUCCAUCUGUUAUAAAACCUGAAGACAAACAAUCAAGAGGAAUGGUGUUUGGACCAGCCAAUUUAGGGGAAGAUGCAAUUAGAAGCUUCAUUGCAAAACAUCGUUGCAACUCCUGUUGCCGGAAGCUCAAACUCCCGGAUUUGAAAAGAAACGACUAUUCCCCUGGAACAAUAAAUUCCAACUUUGGAUUUGAAAGGAAAAUAGAACCAGCUGAGGGGACUCCAGCAAGAGAAAGGAAUAGAAAUUCCCCAGAAGAUCAUACACGACUCUAAAAGGGAGAGAAGCGAGAAGAUGAUGGCCCUCAACCUUGCUGCCAUGAACUCUUUGGUGACAAAGAUUCAUGAUGCAACACUGAUUACAUCAGAACCUUGGUCAGGAUGGCUUCACACUGUGGGCCUCCCUGGGACUUGCCUGCCCCUGCACCAAGGCCUCACUGGUAUAUGAUGAAUGGAUUCUCCAGGAAGUUGACCCGUCCCGAUCGAUGUUUUGCAUUCUCCAUCCUCAGGUUCCACAUGAAGACACUUGGACAAGUUAGCUGGAAAUACUGUUUCUUGAUACCUCACAGCUUUAGCUGCUCACUAGGAACCCUUGGAGCAGAGUAUGGUGCACUAAAGAACCAGGGGGAUGAAUUUAAUUUAUUUUCACUAUGUGUGCAGACUCUGCCCCCCACUGCUAUUCAUCUCCUCACCCACAGAUUGUUCUUGUGUGUGUGUGUGUGUGUGUGUGUGUGUGUGUGUUUGUGUAUAUAUAUAUGCAUUAAGACAUCUAUAAUUAUUUGACUUCCUCCUCUAUCCUAUUCAGCAGCACAGCGCUUUGACUAGUAACAACAGGGAAACAAUGGAAUAAGGGAGUAUUUGCACAGAUCAGAACACACUUCUGCACCAACUAACCAGUAAAAAGUUAGUAUCCUGGUGAAAUCUAGUUGCAAUUGAGGAUUGACAGUAAUAUAUGUGAUGUCUGGGCAUUUUGGGUUCCUCCAAAAUGAAAAGAAAGAAGGGAAAUCUAAAACAAAUGCCUGUCUUUUUUUUUUUUUUCAAGGAUAUAUAAAACUGGAAAUUAUUAAAAAAGGGUUCCCCUUCCCUUGAACUCCGGGGUGCUGUCAGUCAUAGAGUUGAUUAGGUCAACCUCUUUUAUGCCACUUCCUUUUCCAGAGCUCUCUGUGUAAUAUUACAGGCUGAACCACUACUCUGCAUUGGAUCUUAUGAGGAAAUACCUGCUUUCAGACUGAAAACCUGUUUUGCAGGUAUUUGCUUCCUUCCAGUAUGCAGUUCUGAUGGCUUUAAUCUGGCUUGAAAACACAUCAUCAGUUUCUGAUACCCGAAGUGAAGGAUCUCUGGAAGGUGCUCUGUAUGGCAUUCUGGAGGGCUCAGUUGUGCCUCUUGCACACUAGGUGGGGUUGCCCUACCUUAAAACAAGUAUGAGCUUGGCACACAAGCAGAUGAAGGGUUGGGAAUCCUUUCCCCUCUCCCCCUGCCUUUCCUUUCUUAUUAUAACAUGUUCCAAUCUGCCAGCAGCAAACCUCCUGGGUUUGAAAAUUUUCAGCUUAUCUUUAGUUUUUACAUUAGAUAUCUUGCUUCUGAGCCCGCUUUUCAAAUAUAUACUCCUUCAUUCUUAGGUUAUACUUCAGGGAGACUAUUGCACAGUGGGUAGAAAAUCAAGGGUUUUGUUUGCAGUGAUUUUGUCUGAUUUUUUUUUAAACUUUGAGUUGCUACAAGGGUUCAUCUAUAUUCCUUUUACUUGGGUCUGGAAUGGUGGAAGGUGGGAAAUUUGGGUGAUUUCUUGAUUGGCAAUGAGGGAAGAUAAAAUGUUAAUACUUCUAUCCUAUUUUAUGAAUCCAUAAAAUUGGUACUUACUUCAGUGCUGUAUUAUUCAACUGUAGAAAAAGGCAGUUUGCCUGUCCAAGGGUCAAAUCACAGGCAUCAGUUUAUUGACCAACUACUUAUUACCUAGGAUGGAACCUGAAGGCAAAUACAUUCUGAUUUCAAAUUUC